AUGAACCUGAAUACUGGCUUGACUGGUGCUGCAGACUUUGGGGAUGACUUCAUAUUUGGAGCGAAUAGUACAUCAUGUGCUGCGAGCAACUACAAGAAGAAGUCUAUCAUUAUCAGGACAGGUGGCCGGAAUAUUGAGAUUGAGUAUGCCAGUGAGGCGUACAUUAGCGCAGCAUAG
Messenger RNA from Alternaria arborescens, 177 nucleotides. RefSeq lists its product as hypothetical. The transcript is spliced from 2 exons. NCBI's taxonomy places the organism in Eukaryota, Fungi, Ascomycota, Dothideomycetes, Pleosporales, Pleosporaceae. The record is from RefSeq and is a predicted model, not a curated record. Bases 1 to 177 code for a protein of 58 amino acids.